Molecule: messenger RNA, 360 nt
Organism: Belonocnema kinseyi
Lineage: Eukaryota; Metazoa; Arthropoda; Insecta; Hymenoptera; Cynipidae
Product: neprilysin-3-like
Exons: 4
Coding region: 1-360 (119 amino acids)
Biological process (GO): protein processing
Cellular component (GO): plasma membrane
Molecular function (GO): metalloendopeptidase activity
Source: RefSeq, a predicted model, not a curated record
AUGGCUAAUCAAUUAUCCGGUUCUUGCAGACCAAUUGAAAUGGAAGUUGGACCAAAAUUGAUUAUAAAUGGAAUGGAUAAAACUGUAAAUCCUUGUGAGGAUUUUUAUUCAUUCGUUUGUGGAUCAUGGCCGAUCAAUUAUCCAGUUCCUGAAGACAAAUUCAAAUGGGAUUUAGAUGGAAUGGUUGAAAGAAAAAUCCAAACUUUUCUGAAAAAGAUUGUGCAAAAACGACCAAGGUCUGACGACAGUAUGCCAUUGGCGUUGGAAAAGAAAUGGUUCGCUGCAUGCAUGGAUGAAGGUGAAUUAAAAAAUUGUGUGGCCUCCAUUUGGUGCAGUAAAAUCGAAAGUAAAGUAAAGUAA